GGCUGUAGCAUAUUGGUGGGAACUGAACUAUCCAGCAUCACCACGCGCGAACUUCAUUGCCACAUCUUUAUCAAACUCCAUCUACUCAUCCAUAAUCAGAAAGUAGAAGAGACUUGCACUGGCUGUGUAAGUUGAGUCAGCUACAUGGCUCAAUCUCAUAUCGUACUUUCGUGCAAGGCGAACUGGAGCCACCUCCGCUCCAUGUGCAUACUCUCUGCUCGAAUUGCGCAUUCUAGAGCCGUUCAUGUUACGAUCCUGGUGUCCAGCUCGGGUAAUGUUGUGCAAAGAGUGGCCCAAGAGGUUUCCAGGUGCGCAAGUGUUGAAGGUGUGAAUGUUUCCAGCAAAGUCAGAGUCCUUGGUUUGUCGACCGACACCGCAGAUAAUGGAGAUACAGACCGCUCCUUCAAGCUUGUCUGGACAGCUCUUAUGAAAAGUGAGGUCACCACGUGUAGCUAUACAUUGAAACACGUUGAGGCAAUCGUACCACCCUCAGCUGUGAUACUUGAUGGAUUCCAACUAUCAUGGCUCGAGAUCAUCCGAUCCGAACCUUCACCUCCACCCAUCUUCCAAUGGAUGAUGGCAUUUUCGGGAGGCUUCAUGUACAUGUGUGGCCCAACGGAACCCCAGACGAAAAGUGCAGAGUUCAUGAAGCAAAACACGCAUGACUGCGACAAAGACAUACUCAUCCCAGGCAUGCUUCCAAUGACAUGCCACGAUCUGAAUCCCCAAGACGUAGGUGACAAAGCAAUUAAGAUUCAAAUUGCUAAAACCACCAUGAUGCAUGUAGAAUGUCUCGGCGCUAUCUCGAAUUGGAUUGCAUGUCAACGAGGUCGGCAAACGUUCCAUCUUGGUCCGAUGUUGCCACUUACUCCGGGCACUACUACCUUCUUCGCCAAAGCUAUUGAAGUUGAAAUCAAUACAUGUCCAGAUGGCUCUGGUAUCGUCGUCACACGUUUCUUGGAUCGAUGUAUGUCAUCUCAUGGAAGGCAUAGUGUCUUCUACAUCAGCUUUGGCACAGAGCACUGGCCAUCCUCUCUUAAUCACCUCGAAAUCCUUCUAGACGCCAUGGUAGCCCGUAAAUAUCCCUUUCUACUGGCACAUGCACAUGCGGAUGCGCAAACCAUCUCCAAAUUGAAAAACAGAUACCUUGCUAAUGAGGAAGCACUCAUUCUGCCAUUUGUGCCGCAACAAACCGUGCUAUCCCAUGAGGCGUGCGGAUGGUUCAUAACGCACGGAGGAGCAAACGGCGUCAUGGAAGCGCUUACCCAAGGGAUCCCAAUGAUCGGUUGGCCCUUUGCCAUUGACCAGCCUCUCAAUAUUACCCACAUGGCACAUACUAUGGACGCCGGCUUUGAAUUCACUCAGAUGCGAGCGAACUACUGUCCCGUCAAGGCAGCCAGAUCCGAGGAUGUUCUACAUGACAUGGAUGCUUGGGAAAAGGAAGUUGGGGACGUUUUGGCAGCAGCUUUUACAGCUGUGGGCGAGAGGAAGCGGAGGAACGCUGAAUUGAUUGGAAAGAAUCUUGGAAAAGCGUGGGCAGAGGAUAGUGGGAGAGCUAGGCUGCAGCUUUCUAAGUUCCUAGAUACAGUGGGUGUUUGA
Messenger RNA from Alternaria alternata, 1599 nucleotides. Its product is annotated as UDP-Glycosyltransferase/glycogen phosphorylase. Bases 145 to 1599 code for a protein of 484 amino acids. Gene Ontology annotation, molecular function: UDP-glycosyltransferase activity. NCBI's taxonomy places the organism in Eukaryota, Fungi, Ascomycota, Dothideomycetes, Pleosporales, Pleosporaceae. The transcript has 9 exons. The record is from RefSeq and is a predicted model, not a curated record.